CUCUUUCAUUUCCUUUCUCUUUUCAACUCCAUUUUGGAUUUUAGAUUUUUGGGAUUCUUUUUGUUCUGAAGAUGAUCAAUGGAGGUGAUCGUGUCAAAGGUUCAUGGAGCCCACAAGAAGAUGCUAACCUGAUUAAGCUAGUGGAACAACAUGGUCCCAGGAACUGGUCCAUGAUUAGCUCCGCAAUCCCUGGAAGAUCCGGCAAGUCUUGCCGGCUACGGUGGUGCAACCAACUCAGUCCAGCCGUGCAACACCGUCCUUUCACGGCUGCAGAGGAUUCUGUUAUCAUACAAGCGCAUGCUGUUCACGGAAACAAAUGGGCUACAAUCGCUAGGAUGUUGCCAGGACGUACUGAUAACGCUAUAAAAAAUCACUGGAACUCGACUUUACGUCGGAAACGAGAAACCGAGUUGUCGUCCGGGUCAUUGGAGUCGAACUCAGGGGUGAAACGGCCGAGCCAGGUUGGAUCCGAGUCUGAGUCUGGAAAUAAAAAGCAGUGUUUAGGAUUUGUGGUGUGUGAGGAUGAGAAUUUAGGAUUAUCAGGGCCCAAGACGUUGCUGACGCUGUCUCCACCAGGAGAGAACGUGGAAGCGGAGGAGGAGGAGGUGGUGGUGAAAGGUGAGGAAAGCGGUGACGCUGGUUGCAUCGGAGAGGAGAAAAAGAGAGCGGCUAUGGAGGAAACUACCUGCUUGUUAACCAUAAUGCAACGUAUUAUUAAAGAGGAGGUUAGGAGUUACAUUGAUAGCAUAAUAGCUGAUCAAAAGCCAUGAAAAUAGAUGUUACAAACAAACCUCCAAUCCCUCU
Hibiscus syriacus is the source of this 804-nucleotide messenger RNA. Its product is annotated as transcription factor MYB73-like. Gene Ontology annotation, molecular function: RNA polymerase II cis-regulatory region sequence-specific DNA binding; DNA-binding transcription factor activity, RNA polymerase II-specific. The record is from RefSeq and is a predicted model, not a curated record. Gene Ontology annotation, cellular component: nucleus. The coding region runs from base 72 to 770 and encodes 232 amino acids. Gene Ontology annotation, biological process: regulation of DNA-templated transcription. NCBI's taxonomy places the organism in Eukaryota, Viridiplantae, Streptophyta, Magnoliopsida, Malvales, Malvaceae. The transcript has 3 exons.